Messenger RNA from Myotis davidii, 2762 nucleotides. RefSeq names its product TPX2, microtubule-associated (gene TPX2). Lineage: Eukaryota; Metazoa; Chordata; Mammalia; Chiroptera; Vespertilionidae. The transcript has 18 exons. The coding region runs from base 179 to 2371 and encodes 730 amino acids. Gene Ontology annotation, cellular component: microtubule; spindle. The record is from RefSeq and is a predicted model, not a curated record. Gene Ontology annotation, biological process: activation of protein kinase activity; regulation of mitotic spindle organization.
GGCUGGAGAGCCUGGGUUCAAAUUUUCAACGGCGUUGACUAAAUCCCGUGGCGGUUCUUGCGGGCGCUUCGCCGUUACCGAUGAGAGAGGUUCUUGAUAAGUACUUGCUAGACUUCACGAUAUCAGAAGAGAGGUGAAAGUAUAUUGCAACUUUGAUUGGACUUAACAGGUGGGGACAAUGUCUUACUCCUAUGAUGCUCCCACGGACUUCAUCAAUUUUACAUCUUUGGAUGAAGAGGAAGACCCCCAAAACAUAGAUUCUUGGUUUGAAGAGAAGGCCAAUUUGGAGAAUAGGUUUCCUGACAUGACUCCUAUGAGAAAAGCAAAUCCUCCGCAAGCUAUUGUGACACCUUUGAGACCAGUUGACAACACUUACUACAAAGAGUCAGAAAAAGAAAAUCUGGUGCAACAGUCCAUUCCCUCAAAUGCUCGUUCUGCCCUGGAAGUCAAGGGAACCACCUCAAGAAAUACUCCAUCUCUGCCUCAGAGACGAUCUGUUAGACUCUCUGCUCAGAAAGCUUUGGCACAGAAAGAAAAACACCAUGUGAAAACGAAAGCCAAGAGAUGUCCUACUCCUGUAAUCAUCAGUGAAACUCCACCCUCCAAAAGAAUGAAAGUUUCUAAUCAAAAGAAGUCAGAAGAGAAAGAUGGCAUUGCUCCUUGUCAAGAUACUUCUGGAAAGAAUGAGUCUUCCCCAGAGAAAGCCAAGGAGAGACGUACUAUGCCUGGUAUGCCACCUGUAAGACAGAAACUUCUAAAAAGUACUGAGGAGCAAGAGUUGGAGAAGAGCAUGAAAAUGCAGCAGGAGGUGAUGGAGAUGCGGAAAAAGAAUGAAGAAUUCAAGAAAUUUGCUCUUGCUGGAGCAGGACAACCUGUGAAGAAAACAGUGAGCCAGGUAACCAAAUCAGUCAACUUCCACUUUCGCACAGAUGAGCGAAUCAAACAACAUCCUAAGAACCAGGAAGAGUAUAAGGAAGUGAACUUUACAUCAGAACUGCGAAAGCAUCCUCCAUCUCCUGCCCGAGUGACUAAGGGAUGCACCAUUAUAAAACCUUUCAACCUGUCCCAAGGAAAGAAAAGAAAAUUUGAUGAAACAGCUUCUACAUAUGUACCUAUUGCACAGCAGGUCGAAGCCUUCUAUAAAGGAACCCCUAACAGAUAUCACUUGAGGAGCAAGAAGGAUGAUAUUACUCUGUUACCCAGCAAAUCUACUGUGGCCAAGAUUGUCACAGAACCACAGACUCCUGUGUUGCAAACCAAACAGCGCACAAGGCCUGUGACCUGCAAAAGUGCAGCGGAUCUGGAGGCCGAAGAGCUCGAGAAACUGCAACAAUAUAAAUUCAAAGCAAGGGAACUGGAUCCCAGAAUUCUGGAAGGUGGGCCCGUCUUGCCCAGGAAACCGCCUGUGAAGCCACCCACUCAGCCUGUUGGCUUUGAUUUGGAAAUUGAGAAAAGAAUCCAGGAGCGCGAGUCGAAGAGGAAAUCAGAGGACGAACACUUUGAGUUCCAUUCCAGACCUUGCCCGACCAAGAUCCUGGAAGAUGUUGUGGGUGUUCCUGAAAAGAAACUACUUCCAAUCACUGUCCCCAGAUCACCGGCGUUUGCAUUAAAGAACAGAAUCCGAAUGCCCAUCAACGAUGAGGAAGAGGAGCCGGUAGUGAUAAGAAGAGCUCAACCUCGGCCACAUUUGGGGGUACCUUUUAAGCCCCAAAUCCCAGAGGCAAAGACUGUGGAAAUAUGCCCUUUCUCAUUUGAUUCUCGAGACAAAGAACGCCAGUUACAGAAGGAGAAGAAAAUAAAAGAACUGCAGAAAAUGGAGGUGCCCAAGUUCAAGGCACAUCUUUUGCCUGAUUUUGACACUGUUAACCUGCCAGAGAAGAAGGUGAAGAGUGUAACCCAGACUGAGCCUUUCUGCUUGGAGACUGACAAAAGAGGUGCUUUAAAGGCACAGACUUGGAAGCACCAGCUGGAAGAAGAACUGAAACAGCAGAAAGAAGCAACUUGCUUCAAGGCUCGUCCAAACACUGUCAUCUUCCAGGAGCCCUUUGUUCCCAAGAAAGAGAAAAAAUCCAUGACUGAGAGUCUUUCACUAGUUCAGGAACCUUUUCAGCUGGCCACUGAGAAGAGAGCCAAAGAGCGGCAAGAGAUGGAGAAGAAAAUGGCUGAGGCAGAAGCCCAGAGAGUCCAGAAGUUGGAGGAAGUCAGGCAGCAGGAGGAAGAGCAGCAGAAGGAGGAGCUGGCCAGGCUACGGAAAGAACUGGUGCACAAGGCAAACCCAAUACGCAAAUACCAGGGUGUGGAGAUCAAGUCAAGUGACCAGCCUCUGACCGUGCCUGUAUCUCCCAAGUUCUCCACUCGAUUCCAUUGCUGAACUCAGCUGUGGGCUGCAGACACUACCUGGGAACAGGAGCUGCCUUUUCCAUCAAAGCUUUCUGUCACAGUGGUAUGGAGAGGACACAUUUCUUCAGACUUUACCUACCCAUGCCCGACAGAGCAUACCUAACAAGUGUGGGCUCUAAUGUUGUUGAGAAUUGUUAUCUUGCAUUAUGGAGGCGAAUAAUGAGACUCAACUCACAUAUAUCUUGGUCAGACUCCAUGUAGUUAUUUCCUUUGGACCAUCAGUUGACCUUUAAAAUGGGUUUUAACUUCGACUAGAAUUUAAAGUCUUUAUAUCAGCACUAUGUAAUUUCUAUUGCCCAUUCUCCCCCUCCCCCUUUUUCUUUUCUAUUUUAUGUCAGAAAAUAAAGGUAGUUAAUUACUGA